AUGCAUUCCACUGUUGUCGACGAAGAUCCAGACAGCGCUCUAAGGCCCGACCCCGGCACGGAAGCCGACUUCGUCGUCCCCAACAACCCUUUUGCAUUUAGCCCAGGGCACCUCAACAAACUCUUGAACCCGAAAUCUCUAUUUGCCUUCCAGGCUCUCGGCGGACUCUCCGGAAUCGAAAAGGGUCUGCAGACAGACCUCAAGUCCGGCCUGUCCCUGGACGAGGUGACCGUCCGAGGACAUGUCAGCUUCGAAGAGGCCACCGGUCACAAGGAGCCCACUUUCGCCACUACAGGUGCUCAGCCGUCAGCCACCACAAGUCACGCCAGUAGUAAUGGCUUCACCGACCGCAUUCGAGUUUACGGUAAAAACGUGCUCCCCGCCAAGAAGGCGACCCCUUUGUGGAGGCUGAUGUGGAACGCCUACAACGACAAAGUCAUCAUUUUGCUCACUGUUGCCGCCGUCAUAUCAUUAGCGCUUGGUCUCUACGAGACCUUUGGCGCCGAACAUGACCCUGAUGAAGGCCAGCCGGUCGACUGGGUCGAAGGUGUCGCUAUUGUAGCUGCUAUAUUGAUCGUCACGCUGGUUGGAUCUCUCAACGAUUGGCAAAAAGAACGCGCCUUUGUUAAGCUUAAUGCCAAGAAGGACGACCGCGAGGUCAAGGUCAUCCGGUCGGGCAAGUCCUUCAUGAUUAACGUUGCGGAGAUCUUGGUUGGCGAUGUCAUUCACCUAGAGCCUGGCGACCUGGUCCCAGUAGACGGUAUCUUCAUUAGUGGCCAUGACCUGAAAUGCGACGAAUCCUCGGCCACAGGUGAGUCCGACGCCCUGAAGAAGAAUGGCGGCGAUGCCGUUUUCAAUGCCCUCCAGUCUGGAAACGCGUCCAAGGAUAUCGACCCAUUCAUCAUCUCCGGCGCCAAGGUUCUCGAGGGCGUCGGCACCUUUGUUUGCACUUCGGUUGGCACCAACUCCAGCUUCGGAAAGAUCAUGAUGUCGGUCCGCACUGAGAUGGAAGCUACGCCUCUACAGAAGAAACUCGAGGGUCUGGCGAUGGCUAUUGCCAAGCUCGGAAGCAGCGCUGCCCUCCUGCUAUUCGUUGUUCUCCUCAUCCGUUUCCUCGCCGGGCUGUCUGGUAACACCGCCAGUGGUGCUGAGAAGGCUUCGAGCUUCAUGGAUAUUCUUAUCGUGGCCAUCACCAUCAUUGUCGUUGCCGUCCCCGAGGGUCUUCCAUUGGCGGUGACCCUGGCCUUGGCGUUCGCCACCACACGCCUUCUGAAGGAGAACAACCUGGUUCGCAUCCUAAGGGCCUGUGAGACAAUGGGCAACGCUACCACGAUCUGCUCCGACAAGACGGGUACUUUGACCACCAACAGGAUGACGGUCGUCGCCGGCACCUUUGGCUCCGCCAGCUUCAGCAAGUCCGCCGAUGGUGAGAAGGUUACCAGCGCCGUGGAGUUUGCCCAGUCUCUCCCCGAUGCCACCAAGAAGCUCCUUGUUCAGUCAGUCGCCAUCAACUCCACCGCUUUCGAGGGAGAAGAGGACGGCCAAGCCACCUUCAUCGGCUCCAAGACCGAGACUGCCCUGCUUCAGUUCGCCAAGAAUCACCUCGGUAUGCAGGGGCUUGCCGAGACCCGCUUCAACGAGGAAGUUGUUCAAAUCAUGCCUUUCGACUCCGGCAAGAAGUGUAUGGCUGCUGUUAUCAAGCUGCCUGGUAACGCCGGUUACCGACUGGUCGUCAAGGGUGCCUCGGAAAUUCUUCUCGGAUACUGCAACGAGAAGCUCAACAUCAUCGACCUUUCCACCUCUGUCUUGGAGCAGUCCGACCGCCAGAGUUUGGAGGGCAUUAUCGACACCUACGCCAAGCAGUCUCUUCGCACCAUCGCUCUAAUCUACCAAGACUUCCCUCAAUGGCCCCCUCACGGUGUCAACGCCGACAUUGAGGGACACGUUGACCUUGGUGACAUUCUCCACGACCUCGUUUUCGCUGGUGUCGUUGGUAUCCAGGACCCAGUCCGUCCCGGUGUUCCCGAGGCUGUUCGCAAGGCUCAGCAUGCUGGUGUGGUCGUUCGCAUGGUCACUGGUGACAACGCCGUCACUGCCCAGGCCAUUGCAACCGAAUGUGGCAUUUACAGCGAUGGAGGCCUCAUCAUGGAGGGGCCCGUUCUGGCCCGCUCCUCGCCUGAGGACAAGCGCGUCCUGGUCACCCGCCUCAAGGCUCUUGGCGAGACUGUUGCUGUGACUGGUGACGGUACCAACGAUGCACCUGCCCUCAAGGCUGCGGAUGUGGGCUUCUCCAUGGGUAUCUCUGGUACCGAAGUCGCUAAGGAGGCGUCGUCUAUCGUUCUGAUGGAUGACAACUUCACCUCAAUUGUCACGGCCCUCAAGUGGGGAAGAGCAGUGAAUGACGCCGUCCAGAAGUUUCUUCAGUUCCAAAUCACGGUCAACAUCACUGCCGUCCUUCUCGCCUUCAUCACCGCCGUCUCUUCCCCCCAGAUGGAGUCCGUUUUGACUGCGGUCCAGCUCCUGUGGGUGAACCUUAUCAUGGAUACCUUUGCUGCUCUUGCCUUGGCUACGGACCCCCCCACUGAGAAGAUCCUCGACCGCCUGCCUCAGGGCAAGAAAGCACCUCUCAUCACCAUCAAUAUGUGGAAGAUGAUCAUAGGCCAGGCCAUCUUCCAGCUAACUGCCACCCUCAUCCUGCACUUUGCUGGUAAUUCCAUCUUCGGCUACGACCCUCUCAACGAGAAGCAGCAGCUCGAGCUCGACUCAUUGGUCUUCAACACUUUCGUCUGGAUGCAGAUCUUCAAUGAGUUCAACAACCGUCGCCUCGACAACAAGUUCAACAUUUUCGAAGGCGUGCACCGCAAUAUCUUCUUCAUCAUCAUCAACUGCAUCAUGGUCGGCGCCCAGGUUGCCAUCAUCUACGUCGGCGGCAGGGCCUUCCGCAUCAGCGAGGACGGCAUCACCGCCGAGCACUGGGCUGUCUCCAUCAUCCUGGCCGCCCUCUCCCUCCCCAUCGCCGUUCUGAUUCGUCUGUUCCCUGACCCCUGGUUCGAGAAGACGGCCAAGACUGUCGGCCGACCCGUCGUAGUUGUCUACCGCGCCUUUGGCAAGUUCUUCUCGAGGUUCGGCGCUGUCUUCCGCCGUAGUAAGUCCGCUGACGCCGCCUCCGACGAGGAGGCUCACGUUUCUUCUGCCUCCGACGACUCCAAGGUCACUGCACCUGAGAUCAUCAUCUCCACCCAGCCCGAAGACAACAAAACCGCGACCAUCAGGGACGACGAGAAGCGCCUUGUCUGA
Molecule: messenger RNA, 3297 nt
Organism: Colletotrichum navitas
Lineage: Eukaryota; Fungi; Ascomycota; Sordariomycetes; Glomerellales; Glomerellaceae
Product: calcium-translocating P-type ATPase
Exons: 3
Coding region: 1-3297 (1098 amino acids)
Biological process (GO): intracellular calcium ion homeostasis; calcium ion transmembrane transport
Cellular component (GO): intracellular membrane-bounded organelle; plasma membrane
Molecular function (GO): P-type calcium transporter activity; ATP binding; ATP hydrolysis activity
Source: RefSeq, a predicted model, not a curated record